AGUAUCUGUCUCAUUGUUCUAUCUGUAGCACUGAUCGCAACGUUGUACGUAUUGUUUUGUUUACGCUACCGCGAAACGCAGAGUUGCUGAUGAAUUGGUUUGGAUUUGGCUUCAACGGCUUUGGGCAAAUACGAGCGAAUGAAAAAUUGACUGAUGGGGAAAGUGCCGGAGAUGCCAACGUAACAUAUCCAAUCUCUAUUGAUAUUGUUUGUCGGAAUCUGGAAGAGGAGCCUGUCCAAAUCUGUCAACAUAAUAGCAAUGUUGAUACGCAGAUCAGGACGAGUUGGAGUCGAAGAGCAGCUCUGCAUUCAAAUAGGCUGCCUUCUCGUGAUUGUAACUCUGCAAGUCUGCAGCCCGCUCAACCAGAGACCGCAGUGAAAGGUGAUGGAAGGCUGUGUCUGGCAGGUUUUGGAGUAGGGACCCCCAGUCAGAGAGGUUGUGGCGGCUGUGUAGAGGAAAGCCGAGGGUGCCAGGAUGCACAUAUCAGCGAGGGAUAUCUGGCCCUGUCUUUCACAGACAGAGUAGAGUGCUGGAACUCUGAGCGAAAUGAGAAGAAACCAGGGUGGAGUAUGGUGAUUCCAGAUAAUACUGGGCCCUCACUAGCAUUCCCAUUAGUUCCAGGAGGGUACAUAGCUUCCAACCCUCCCUUUUACCGCCCACUUUCCCCACAACUACUGGCUGUUAGCCUGGCAUUAGGCACAGAGCACGCAGUCCUCCUCACUGCCUCUGGAGACAUCUACACCUGGGGCUCAGGCAGCCAUGGGCAGCUGGGACAUGGGGACCUGAGCCCGCAGGAGGAGCCCAGAGCAAUGGAGGCACUAAUGGGUAUGCCCAUGAGCACUGUGGCCGCCGGGGGUUGGCACUCUGUCUGCACCAGUGUCUGGUCCACAGCUGGGGGAGACCUGUACGUGUGGGGCUGGAAUGAGAGUGGCCAGGUGGGACUGCCAUCACGAGCCCUAAGAGGAGAGCAGCAGAAGAGCCAGGACACAGGUGGUGCCAGCACAUGUGAAGAUCAAGAGGAGAGCAAUGACGAGGUGUUCAUAUCAAUACAGGCCUUCCCAGCCCUGGUGGAUGUUACUAAGUCAUGUGAGGUCAGCAAGAUCAGCUGUGGGUCGCGUCACACUGCCGCAGUCACAAGUACAGGUGAUCUCUACACUUGGGGCUGGGGUGAAUACGGCCAGCUGGGACAGGGGACUGUGAACAGUUCAGACGAGCCAAGACAGGUAGAGUUUUUCAAGGACCAGGGGCUGCGUGUGGUGGAUGUAGUGUGUGGACCAUGGAACACUUUUGUUUCUGCUAUCAAAGAGGACCCCUCUCUCCAUCCUGACACAAAUAUCCUUAAUCCUCUGUAACCAAGGACUACAUAGAAUAGAAAAACUGCCUGUAGGAGUUGAGCACUAAGGACGGUGCACAGAUUGAUUGACUAGCUGUUUAUUUUUUCAGACAAAUAAAGUGAAGUCAGUGA
Messenger RNA from Salmo salar (Atlantic salmon), 1465 nucleotides. It is a transcript of the gene rccd1, whose product is annotated as RCC1 domain containing 1. NCBI's taxonomy places the organism in Eukaryota, Metazoa, Chordata, Actinopteri, Salmoniformes, Salmonidae. The record is from RefSeq and is a predicted model, not a curated record.